AUGCACACUAUUCACCGCGUAAUAUCUCGGUUAUCCUCAACCACGGUUUGCAGUAGUACACCUGCAUCGAGAUUUCUAAAGGAAACAAGUGCUACAUCUGCAUUUGGUGCUGAAGCAAGUCAAUUCAUUAGGGCACGUGGCUUUUCUUCACAGUCGGGCGGUAGUGGUGGUGGUGGUGGAAAUCAGGGAACGAACGAUUGGGAAAAUUCUGCUGCAGGUGGAUCGUCCUUCGGUUCGACCGGGUCUGAUGAUCUGGGAUGGGACUCUGUUUCAUCAUGGUCAACUGGAUUGACCAAGGAUCAUUUUGAUGGGGAGAUGGUUGGCAAGAUGGCAAGUUCAACUGGCAAGGAAAACACAGCUUCUCAGUCGUUGAAGAUAUUGAGUUGCAGGAUCUUGAUGAUAAGCUAA
Linum tenue is the source of this 408-nucleotide messenger RNA. Lineage: Eukaryota; Viridiplantae; Streptophyta; Magnoliopsida; Malpighiales; Linaceae. The record is from the annotation of a GenBank genome assembly.